UGCAUAGUUUAUUCGACCUGUUAAAUUGACUCGCUCAUUAUGUUAAAUAUAAAAUACAUUUUUACCAAAGAUACAUGUACAAACAGCGAUAAUAUAUCGAUACACUCAAAUAUCGGCUCAACUAUUAUAUUUUCUGGGGGACAAGGUUAGACCUAAUAUACUGAUACAAUUUAUAUAUUUUUGACGGAUUAUUCCUUGGCGAUCGAUCUUUUCCGCUCUGCUUCUGAUGAUUCAAGCCACUGUUUUGAAUGAGCUUGAACAUGUCCAAUUUCCUUCGUCUAAGUUCCCGAAGCCGCGAUAUCAAGAAAAAUUGCGACGCACAUCGAAAGAACCUCAGCAAGUCAAGUGACCGUUACAAGUCGCCAUCAUUCUGGUCUAAAAUACUGUUAUGAGAUCCAUUUGGGAGUGUUGGAACCUUGUAGACUAGAACUGCAGACCAAUCCUGCCAAGGAGUACGUAUGUACAAGAGUAACUUGGCACACAGAAACCGUCACUAAACUUUUUCUCUGAUAUUACAUGAGAGGGCAAAUAUUUGCCCGCGGCUAACACCUCCGGUUAAAAAUAUGUUCCACGCCAUCUCGCGGAUCGAAUUUCUUUCCCUUUUUUCGUGUUAUCACGAGCGCCAUUACAUUCUUCACUUCUGUGGUAAGCAACAUGUCGAAUAAGUAACAUGGUACUGAAAAACAAAUAAAGAGAAAACCAAAACAAUGAAGAUUUUUAUAAUGGCCAGGCUUUCAAACAACGAUCGAUAUUCGAUCUGAUCUCUUGCAUCAAAAGACACGUGCUAAUUGAUAUGAUUUGCCGCAACAAAAGACAGUAGUUUGUAGGAAAUCACAAUAACGUCAAUGACAGGUAGCGUUGACAGCUAAUAGGGCUACUCAUUUCAUCAGACAUCUGUCAACAACUUGAUUUGUGAGCACCUUUUGCGACAAAAAAUUUACCCUCCAACUGAACGCGGUGAUUCCCUUUUCUGUCGCCGACUAAAUCUUGUGUCAGCUGAAAAACAAUUCCACCGCAAUAGAUUCUAAGGUUGUUGAAGGAACUACUUCACAAGUAUACCCACUAAUUUACGGAGUCUCACAGGAUGACAAGUAUUUAUGACAACACCGUUUGCGAAGUGAAAAUACAGAUGCCUAUUCCUGGUAAUCCAUUUCCAAGAAGUUCCAGACGAGGAAAUUAUCGGGUAAGGACCAAAGCGCACCCUUUCCGCCACACAGAUUGGGAAGAGCUACUAAAGAGAGAGUGGAAUAAAAGGGCACCUCCCCUCUCGCCGCUGGAAUGGAGGGAGAAGCACGCUAGAAAUACGAACGCUGAGGAUUACUGUGAGUUUCUCAUGGGAAGGAGAUGUGGCAGAAGGCGCAGGUUGCUUUUCCGAAGUGGCUAUUACUUAACAAUUCAACCGGAUGGGAGCGUCAAAGGAACAAAGCAGAAAGAUUGCCCUUACGCGAUUGUAGAAAUCUGCUCAGUGGGAGCUGGCUUAGUGAAAAUCGCAGGAGUAGAGACGGAGUUCUUUCUUACAAUCGAUGAUUCUGGAACUCUACGUGCCACGGACGCUGACAGUGAGGAAUGCGUUUUUGAGGAAGUGAUGGUGAAGGAUUUUUAUAGCGCUUACAAAUCAUACGCAUAUUCAAACGAACAUUGGACGGUAGCAAUCAACGACAAGGAUGGAAGAGCGUAUUCUGCUCGUUGCCAAGGACUUAUUGAUUCAGAUCUUGAGGCGCAUUCAUUACCUGAGAUGAUGCCUGAUAGCGACGCAUCUUCGGACGAGGAGUCGACAUCGGAAACCCGAACAUCACUCGAGGUUGACUCGGAUACAUCACGCUUUAUCGGACUGGAUGCAUCACGCUUUCUAGAGCAUCAAACUUCGCGCCUCUUUGAUCUUCUCAAUUUUGAUCUUGAAGCGUGUUUAAUGGCUGAGUUACAAGAAGACGAGGGUCAUGCUGUUGUGUUUCCCGAUAAUGAUGCUGACAUUGGACCAUCUCUGUCCGAGAUUCUUCGCGAGUUAGGAACCAGUUUAUAGAGAGCGCAAAUAGUUAGCCUUGGAGCGCGCCCAUGACGAGGGAACCCGAUCACAAUUGAUUUUGUUGUUGUUGUUUCUUUUAAGGGGCCAGCUGAUACUUUCGGAGUUAGAAGGAGUUUAGAUUUUAAAGCGCGCUCUAGAAAAGAGCAAUAAUCUUACUGGCCAGUGAUAUGAUGCCUCUAAACUGUCACAACUCAUCUGUCAUGUCUGCAGAGACUUGGGGUACGUAGGGAUAGGAGUUUUCAAGGAUCCUUUCGUAUCUUUUCUCUCCUUCGUUUCAACGCGAAACACAGUUGCAUUUUGGGGACUUGACUGGGAUCGGAGGAUUUUGAUUGUUUCACAGAAAUAGUUACUUGAUCCUCCUCCAAGGGUCUGUCGCACUCCAAUUCUCAUGAUCUGCCCUUACUGGCAGUAAAUUUUUUAUAGACCCCUCCCCCUUUAUAAUCUGUUAGCGAGGACUGAUCCUCGCGCUCCCACUGGAAAACCAUGAGAUCCAUCCAAAAUCCUCCGACCCUCCCAUCCCCGGCGAUAAUAAUGAUAAUAUUUUUGUAUAGUUCCCCCCCCCUUUAUACUCUGUUAGCGGGGACUAUUCCCCCCUGUGUUCUCCCUGAAAACCAUGAGUUCCACCCAAAAUCCUUUGACUCUCCCUACUUCCCCCCCCCCCCCCCCGAGAUAAUAAUGAGUGGUCCUUAUAAAGCUCUUUGAGACUAAAUGACAUGCAUCCUGGGUCAGUUUUUAUUGCUCGUGGAUUAGAUUUUGGAAAUAUAUUCAAAAGCUGGCGCAAUAGGGUUAUUUUAGGAUUCUUGGAACUUUCUUUCUCUUGUGAUAAAACUGCGCUGUAAACAUGCCAAAGGUUUAAAUUUCGUGUUUUGCUGAAAUAUGUUUUAUAUUUAACACACAAAGUUUUUUCUCAAAGUGUGUCACUCUCUAAACAAAUAACUGUUAUGUUAUCAUUUGAAAGUUUUUGAAAAUAUUUCUCGAUUACCGGUGGGUAUUAUUUUGAAUUAAGAGCUUAUUUAAGUUAUAAGAAUGCUUUUAUCGCAAAGGAUUAUAAUAUUUGUAAUUUAACUAUGUAAAUAAAUAGGUUUAUUUGUGAAAUAAUAAAAAUAGA
Stylophora pistillata is the source of this 3131-nucleotide messenger RNA. RefSeq lists its product as uncharacterized. The record is from RefSeq and is a predicted model, not a curated record. Lineage: Eukaryota; Metazoa; Cnidaria; Anthozoa; Scleractinia; Pocilloporidae. Gene Ontology annotation, molecular function: growth factor activity.